Molecule: messenger RNA, 2689 nt
Organism: Callorhinchus milii (elephant shark)
Lineage: Eukaryota; Metazoa; Chordata; Chondrichthyes; Chimaeriformes; Callorhinchidae
Product: leucine-rich repeat-containing protein 14B-like
Exons: 2
Coding region: 83-1624 (513 amino acids)
Cellular component (GO): cytoplasm
Source: RefSeq, a predicted model, not a curated record
AAAAAUAACCAGCACCUCAAACCAAGCAAAUAGUGGGCUGGAAUCAUUAAACAUGCCAUCAGCUUCAGUCAACUGAGGAAUAAUGAAGACCUUGAAGUUUAUGAGUGCCCAGGCCUUGGUAUCAGAUGCUCAGAUUGCUCAAAGAAGUUUAGUUCAUGUGGCAUACAACUUGUAUCCACUGCUUUUUAAAGCCAGUUAUUUGCUGGAGCAGCCUACUGUGCUCCACGACUUGGUGGAGACGUGGCCAUUGGCAGAGUUCAGCAUUGGGAAGAUGUUAGGAAAGACAGCUGACUGCGAGGACGAUCUCUCCAACAGGACAUGUGAAGCUUGUCUGCGAGCCUGCUUUACAGGGCUGAAGGACUAUGUUUUGAACAGCUCUGGGACCUACUCAAAGAAGCUGAAACUGGUCGAUCUAACAGGACUCCAUGACGUUGAAUCUCAGCAGUGCACUUGCAAAAAGGCCUUGGGGAGAUGGGGCAGAACUGUGCUGCUUGUAAAGGCCUGUUUAGAUCUGCUGGUGGAAAUGGAUGCUCGUGAACUUGACAUUCAGUCAUUCGACAUCUCAAUCGAUGUCUUGGUGAGCGCGUUUGUGACAGAGCGCAUUUAUGAAGCAAUGGUUCAGGCUCUGUGCAUGAGAAACUGGUGCCCACUCAAGAUCAGGAUCCUUGAAUUCCGGGCAGAUAACCUGGCUUUGCAUAAAUUCUUUUACAUGAUAAAGCUGAUCCAGCCUGAGACCCUGCUGAAGCUGGAGCUGGUUCACAACAUCCGUAUGGAGAUGAAACAUUUUGAGAUACUGCUGAACCAUGUGCCUUUGCCUCUGCUCAGAUCUCUGACACUCCCAGCAAGAGCUUUUGAUGUACGUGGGAUGACUCCAGAGGACGAAGUCCUACUGGUAAUGAUUGGUGAAAAGCUGAGCACAAUGAAGCAUCUCGCUGAACUCAACCUGCCCUUUUCCAUUCUCACGGGACGAAUUCGUCGGCUCCUCAGUCCUUUAAAAUCUCCUCUGCGUGUCCUGGAUCUCUCCUACUGCUCUAUGAAUCAUGCAGACAUGGCAUAUUUGGCCAACAGCCUGCACGCUGAGUACCUGGAAGAGCUGGACCUCAGUGGCCAGAGUGUAGCUGAGCUCUUUCCAUCAACCUUCUUCAAACUGCUUGGCCGGGCAUCCCGUACACUGAGAAAACUCACUCUCGAAGAGUGUGACAUCAGUGAUAAUCAGGUCCACAUGAUAAUUCUGGCCUUGGAAUCCUGUAGACAACUGCGUGAGUUCAAUUUCCUGGGGAAUCCUCUCACCUCGCAUGCUCUUCAUCGCCUUUUUCUGGUGUUUACUGAGCUCCCUGCUCUUCGUAAAGUCGAGUUUCCAGUUCCCAAAGACUGUUACCCUGACACCUUUACCUACCCGCUCACAGAAGAGAACAUGAAAAAUUAUGAUGGGGAGAAGUUUGAGAAGAUAAGACAGGACCUGUUGGUAAUUUUGCUGCGUGCUAAUCGAGAUGAUAUUAUUCUAUCUACCCCACUUUUUGGUGUCUUCGAUUCAGAACUUCAAGAGACUUCCAAUGAAGCUAAUGUCGUACUGCUUCAGUCAUUCGUUGAUGUUAUUUCCAGCUUUUUAACCACACUGGACUGAAUGACAAACUGAACUUGAACAUAUGUCAUGCCUUUCAAAUCAGAGAAUAUUUCAAGGCAUUUAUACUGAGCAAGGUGGGGUAGAGGCGAGUAGGUAGAUGAAGGUAACUUUCGGCAUAGACAAGAGGUAGAUUUUUGGAAGCAUUUUGAAAUCAUGGGGGCGAGAGAUGUAAGGAUUUUCGGAGCGAAUUUCAGAGAGUAGGGAGAUAGUGGCUGAAAGCUUGGCCCAGAUUGGGUGUAAAUCAGAGGAUAAAAUAAAAGAUAUUAAAAGAGGGUGUGUAUUUUUAAAAAAUCAUGUAUAGAUUAGUUCUGUUUUUUAAUUCCCUUAUUUUACUCCUAUACCUCAGUUUACUCCCACCUAGGCAAUGAAUGUCUCGGGCUGUUUGAUUAUGGAGAUGGGCAACUCAAGAGAGCCUGAUCCUAUCCUCACCAGAGGUCAGAAAUUUCUCGUGAUCUUAGUCGUUAAGCAAUAGUUAUGAAAAAAAAUCUUUCAAAUUAAGAUGUAAUUGAAGCAUUUUCCUAAUUACAGUAUUGCAGGCUUUUAAAGUAUAAGACCAUGAGAAGUGUUGGGCUUUUAUUGUUCUCAUAUGCAUUUUCCAGCAUGAACCAUUGGCUAGUUAUCACUCGCAAGAAAUCUGGCUGAGUUUUCUCCUCCCUAACCACAGGUGUAUUGAAAUCAAUUCUAUUACAUUAACAGCUGCCCCAGCUGAGUAUAGCUAACUCAAUAUACACUGGGUAUAAAGCCCCAGAUCUUUAAAAUUUAGUUCCACUGAGUGGUGAAUGUCUUCACAGUUAUUGUGUCGGAGAAUGCCUUUAUGGAUUAACAGACAGUCACAAGCUUGACUUCCCUGUAGUCUUAUAGGCCAAGGAGUUAACACAGAUAAAUGUAAUACUUCAAAAUAUUUGUUCCAGAUUUGUUUGAUCUGAGAGUGUAUGAUUGCAACUGGCAAUCAAAAUUGCAAAUGAUAUUAGAUCACCACAAGAAGUUGAAGGUGUGUCGAUAUGUCAUUUGCAUAUUAGCGGCUUGAUAUUUUUGGCAAUGUAAUAAAACAUUGUUUAAAAUGUG